Messenger RNA from Saprolegnia parasitica CBS 223.65, 455 nucleotides. RefSeq lists its product as hypothetical. The record is from RefSeq and is a predicted model, not a curated record. NCBI's taxonomy places the organism in Eukaryota, Oomycota, Saprolegniomycetes, Saprolegniales, Saprolegniaceae. The annotation marks the transcript as partial. The transcript has a single exon.
GCGUGCGCCACGGUGGCAAGCGCCGCUGCCAACGCGCAGGCUGCUGCCGCAACGUCCGGACCGGCACCUUUUGCUCCAAGCACAACCCCGAGGUCGACAAGCAGUGCUCGGAGGAGGGCUGCACGCGCCAGGCCCACGCCCGCCAAAAAUGCGUGCGCCACGGCGGCGGCCGGCUCUGCAGCGUCGCGACCUGCUCAGCGUAUGCGCGGCGCGAGGGCAUGUGCAUUCGGCACCACCGCCUCGCGACGGCCGAGUCGUCGCUCGACGACUCCAACACCAUGUCGGAAGAGGACUUUGCCGCGCUGCUCGAAAUCUGCGAGCACGACGACGGCGACGACGAGGUGGUUGCGACGCCGGUUCCGCCCCACGAGGAGCUCGCGUUCAUCGAGUCGCUCGUCAACAGCGCCGUGUUCGACCACGUGGUCGAGUACGCGGUCGGUCGGUCGGUUGUAUGA